GCUUUAUCUCCUCCGUUUUGCUUUAUCUCUUUAUCUCUUUCCCGCCCAUCGACCUGAUCUAGUCUUAUCUGGCCAAUCUGGAUUCUUCUCUAUCUUCCUUUUCAAUCCCACCUUCAAUCUUACAAUGAUCAAAUUCAAUAUCAUCGACAAACUCGUCUUCUUAACUUUGGCCUUAACCAUAAUGUUCUACGACUAUGGUAUUGUUGAUACAAUCAUUUAUUUCUCAGCUUCCCUCCCCUUUUUAAGUUUGUUGCACCUUUAAAACAAAAAAGAACUGCUAUUUAAAAUUCAUCUCUUUCUUGUACUAACCACCCAUCUUUGCCUUUUUCCUUUUUUUCUUGCAGUGUUUCAAUUGCCUGGUGAUGUCUUUCUUAACUACUUUUUAAAAGGUACUAUGGUUAAUUUUUUCUAUAAAUCAAGAAAAUUAAACGUUAAAAAUUCUUCAUAUCUUAAAAAUACCAACUUAUUUGAAUUUAUUGUCAUCAAAAUCUUAAAACACCAAUUGAAAAAUUUUAAACCCAAUGGAAUCGGUGGAGUAAUCCUCAAUGAUUUUAAAUUAUUUAAAUUUUUUCACAAAUACAGGAACUAUGGCACAUCUCUACAUCUAAAUCUAUUAGGAAUAAUUAAAAUCGAUAAAAUCAAAAACAUCAAUGGUUUAAAAGGUUUCAAUGGAUUUUGGAUUCAUAAUCCCGAUAAAACUUAUGCUCACGAUUUAAUCCUCUUCUAUAUUCAUGGCGGAGGCUUUAAUAGCAAUCCAUCUUAUUUAUAUAUUGAGUUCUUAAAUUCUUUACUAGAAUCUUUAUUUUUGAAGGGCUUCAAAAAUCCUGCGGUUUUCAUACCAAGUUUUGUUAAAAGAAAAAAUUCAAUUAUUAUCGAUCAACAAUAUCCACAACAGCUAAAUAGGUUGAGCAAAAUUUGGAAUUACAUCAAUGAAAUCAAUCCAAAUUCGAAUAUAGUUUUAAUGGGCGAUUCAACCGGUGGAACUCUAGCUCUAUCAUUAUUACUACAUAUAACUAAACCAAAUAAAUUAAUUGAAAACUCAACCCAAUUGAAAAAACCAUUGGCAAUGUUAUUGAUCUCUCCUGUGACUAAUAUAUUUUAUCACAACUCAAAAUUACAAUACGAAUACAAUCUUGAACAUGAUUUAUCAAACGAUGAAUUCAGUUCGGAAGAUGACAACAACAAUAUAUUGAGUGAAGUCCUAGACAACUGCCCCGAUUUUAUAACAGAGAAGACUAUCGCAAACUGGUCAGAGUCCUAUCUCAGCGACUAUUCCAAUAAAUUAGAUCCAUAUCUAAAUCCAGGAAUGUGUGAAUCAAUCGACGUCUGGAGUAAGGCAAUCCCAUCCAUUGGAAUCUCCAUCAUAUAUGGCGAGGAAGAAUAUCUCAGUAAUGAUAUAGCCCAGUUUACCAAAAUACUAAAAUCGGCUGGUAAAGUGAAAGUCGACGCCAUCAGCAGAGAGAUUCACAAUUGGCCCAUUCUUAAUUACUAUGUGAGUAAAGAUAACAAGAAAAAAUCGAAGGGAAUCGAAUUGAUCUCUGAGAGACUAACCAACAUGAUUCUAUGGCAAACUCCUUCACAUUUCGAGGACUACUGAUUUUUGCCAUGUCUGCCAACCAACAUUGCCCAUAUUGCCCCAAGGAUGCCUGACAACAAGAAUUCUUACAAGUGCUGCUGUUGUUGCUGUUGCUGUUUAGGCAAUUGCAGCAACAGAAGCACUUGCAAGACCUGGAUAUACUACGAUAUCCAUCGAUACACAC
Molecule: messenger RNA, 1760 nt
Organism: Ascoidea rubescens DSM 1968
Lineage: Eukaryota; Fungi; Ascomycota; Saccharomycetes; Ascoideales; Ascoideaceae
Gene: SAY1
Product: steryl deacetylase
Exons: 1
Coding region: 395-1597 (400 amino acids)
Source: RefSeq, a predicted model, not a curated record